CGGAAAGACAAGACGUUUGUAAAUGUUGCUCGCAAAAUUUUAUUAAUUAAAGUAUAAUAAAGCUCCUAAAUUAAAAAGUGAAUAUCCGAAAGUGAUUUUGUGUAAAAUUUUGUGCAAAAAAUUAAAAGUAAAGCAAAAAUCAAGCUAUAAAUUAGAAAUAAAUCCGGUAAAAAAUAAUUAAUGAAAUUUUAAGUUUUAUCGUGCAUUUUUUAUAGAAAAGUUUUAAAAGAUCAGAGUAGUAUGAAACUACCAGCUGAUUAAAAGUGAUUUGUGAUUGUAAUAUUGAGAAAAUUGAUUGGAUUUAAAAAUCAAAAUAAACAUCCAGUUAAUAAAUAAAAAAAAUAAAAUAAUUUUCUCUGUGAAUAUAAUUAAGUUUUUUGUGGAAGUAAGUUUAAACAAAAGAAAAGAAUUAUAAUUUUCUAUAAAGAAGUGAAAAAUCGAUUUUCCACACGCAAAAAAUGCUUUUAAAGUUAUAAGUUGGCUAAAUGCGAAGGAAAUAAAGUCAUAAAUUAAUACAAAUAUUCUAUAAAUAGAGUUAUGAAGUAUAUAAUAAUAUGUGAUUAAGAAGAAGAAGAAAGAAAAAUCAAUCCGGAAAAAUGAAGAAAAUGGAAGAGAAUAAAAUAAAUGACAAAUCUUUAAUUAAGCAUCCUGAAAUAUUGGAUAAAUCGGUCAAGAAGAUUGAAAAUUGCUUGGAAUUUUGUUGUGAUAAGGAAAACUGUUUGUCACUUGAUGACAUCCUUCGUUCGUUUAAUGCUCCAUUGUCGGAGGAACAAGCCUGGUCGCUGAUAUAUCAAUCCGUUUUAAUGUAUCGAAAUUUCAUUCGAAUUGAAUUUAUCGAUAAACAUACCAAGAAGGACUCAACAACACAGAAGGUGUCGCAUCGAAUAAAAGUUCCAAAAUCACCAAAAAAUUUAAAUAUUCAUAAGGAUGGAACGGUUCAUAUAAACGAUAAAAAUCUCGAAUGUUGUCUAAUAUCAUCACAAAAGAAGAUUUUAUUGAAAAUUGGAAUUGCGGUAUACACAGCACUUGACUUUAAUCUUUCACAGGAUGAAGAAUGUAUAAUUUCAUCAGAUCUGGAGCAACUAAUUAAUUUAAUGACAUAUGAAGAAGAAGUUGAUGACGAAGGUAUUGAGCGUGAUUCGGAAGAAAUUGACGAUGAAAAAUUUUUAGACUCUAAAGAAUUGGACCAUAUACUUGAGUUAUGCACACCACGUGUCCUACCUUCAAGUCCGGAGGAGCAUUAUCGUGCUGUGUGUAGGGCAUUGGCUACAGAAAGUAUUGAACUUCGUGUAUUUUUAUCGAAAGUCUUUACGAAUGACACUGAAGCACUAAGAAUAAAAGCCGAUGCCGAGUCAUCGAAACAGGAACUGGCGAAAUUAAAAUUUUCAGAUUGGGCAAGGUUUUGGAUGCAAGUCGUUGAUGAACUCCGGAGAGGUGUGAGACUAAAGAAAAUCAAUUUUCUUCAUCCACCUACAGAAUAUGCAAUGACUCCGUAUGAGAUAUUGAUGGAAGACAUAAGAUCGAGGAAAUAUCAAUUGAGGAAAGUGAUGGUGAAUGGCGACAUUCCACCGAAAGUGAAGAAAGAUGCACAUGCUGUCAUUUUAGAAUUCAUAAGAUCUCGUCCACCUCUUAGAAAAGCAACAGAUAGGAAGCUAGCACCAUUAAAACGCAAUCCAUCACCUCGCGAGCAAUUACUCGACUCAAUACGAAAAGGAAGAGUUUUAAAACCUAUCGCAGCUGGACUAAAGAAUAGAUUAUUGCCGCCUACGACGAGCACAUCAAAGGCAGCUAAAUUAGAAGAUAUUUGUAGGCAUACGAUAGAUGAAGGAGAAUCAUCGAUGUCGUCAUUAGCAACAAAUAUGUCUACAUCUUCAUCUUCAUCUGCAUCAUCUACACAACCCUCUUCGAGAAGACUGAUAUCCGUGGAUUUUUCAUUGUUUAAGGAUGAUGAAACGCCCGAGUCAACAGACGCUAAUAUGAGUAGUACGAGCUUCCAUCAAUCAUCUACGGCGGGAAAAGAAAAUGAGAAUAAUCAGAAUAACAUUAACACAAUUUUGAGACGAACAAGAAACAAAAAAAUUACACAUGAUGAAUAUCAUCGAUUUUGUGAUAAAGCUCUCGAAACAUAUGACCUAGCAACACAAUGUGAGUCGCGUCGUGCAUCGUUACGUCGCCAUACAAUCGUUGGAUGUCAAAGUUUUAAGAGCCUCAACGACAGUCAUUCAGUUCCGCCAAGUCGACCACAAUCACGACAAUCAACAGAUCACUCAAAUUCAACGCAAACAUCAUUACCACCACCCGCGACAUCAUCAACUUUAUCGAUUACGAAUUCAGUGGAAAAUAGUUCCGUAAAGACAACAACAAUGACACCGCAACAGCAGCAACAACAAGCAUUGCAAAAUAAUUCAAAUCUUAAUUCGAUGGAUACAUGGGGUAAGAAUUCACUUGAUGAACAAGAAUGGAAAGAGAAACUGCAAAAUGAUCGGCUGUCACUAACACUCGAAGAAAUUGUUCAUAUCCGUUCUGUGAUCACGAAAGCUGAACUUGAGAGUUUACCGAUGGGCAUUCAAAUCAAAGAAGAUGUUGAGAAGCGUAAAUUGUGUUUCCUAUGUUUGCGUACAAAGUUUGGAAUUCUGGGACCGAGAGGCGUUCCGUGCAAGCUAUGUCAGCGAACUGUCUGUGCAAAGUGCUACACAAAAAUGCGAAUACCAACCGAGCAUUUUAGUAAUGUUCCAGUUCAAUUACUUUCACCAUCAAGACAAAAUAGCCCGUCAAUAUCAAAUGCUCCAUCGCCAAGUCAUCACAAUGGAAUAGAUGAAUCGUUUCCACGAUCGCUUAUGGAGAGAUUAUUGCGGACGGAUGUUGAUAGAAAAACUCGAAAUACGGUCGGAUCAGCACCAUCAUCACCAAAAAAUCAACGUUCUACAUCAAGUACGCCUGGGUCUAGUCAACAGAACUCAUUAACGAUAAUAAAUAAUGGAGUUUCAACUCAUUUAACAGCAACAACAGUUGUGGGUGCCAAAGAUAAUCAAAACUCGCUUAGAAACUCACUAAUGUCGAGGAGUAUGGAAGGACCGAGAAGUCUUCCUCCUCAGAGUCCUCGAAGCUUGCCGCAGUCAAAUUGCAGUACGCUUGAUAGGAGGAGCACUCUCAAGAAGGCAUUCACGCUAAUGCAGAAUCAACAAUCAAAUUAUGACCAAAAAGAAGGACUACGUGGUGAAUUGAUGGCAGUUUGUAACGACUGUCGAGGACUUGUGUUAAACAUAAUUAGAUACUCGCGUCAAACAAGAUCAUCUGCUAAGAAUAUGAAAAUAAAAAGUUUGACAUUAGAUUUGAGUCCGGUGUACAAACGAUAGAAAAGUCAACUAGUAGAAAGGAUGUGCAGGCAGAUGACAGAGAAUUAAAGAAUUUAAAUGUGAUGUCAUAAUAAUUAUUAUUAAAUUUAUUUAACCAGCUAAUUGUGAGAUGAAGGAUAAAGGUUUGAUCUAUACAUAUUUAUUAACUACUAUCAAAUAUAAAACCAACGGGCUCGAUUCAUUUGGCAAGAGUCCGACAAUCGACUGAGCAUUUCUCAUAUCCUAAAGUUUUAGUUUUUAAUCUGUCAUUUCGUUUUAAAAUGAAAAAUUAAUUAAUAAUUUUUUGUAUUCUCUGCUUUAAAAAAAGAGUCACACAAUUAAGUGAUGAACUAAAGAGAUUGCAAUAAUACUACCUUGGAAAUACCAAAAUUAUCUUGAAAAUUCUUUCAUAUUUUGAUGUUUUGAGUUCACAAUAGAAAAAAAGUCUACUUUUGUGCUUCAUUUUCAGAUCAAUAACCAAGACAAUCUCUCGAGAAAAUGGUUAUUUUACUUCCGUGCACAAUAUCUAAUAACACUUUGAGUCUCCACAAACUUUUUCUAUACAGUACAUGAAAAUUGCUUUCAAACAUCAAUUAUGAAUUCUUUUUCAUUCGAUUUUUAAAUUGUAUAAUACAUAAAUUUUAUUGUAAACCAAUCUACUACGAAACAUAAAAAGUAUAAGACACAAUGAAUGAACUUUUCUCUAUGAAAAAAGAACAUUGGAGAAAAGAAAAAAAAAUAAAAAAAUAAACAAAUUCAUGCUUUGAAAGCUUUUGAAAGAUAAAUGAAACAGUAGUAAGAGGAUGAAAAGAAGACAUGAAAAUAUUUUUAUCAGACAAGCAAAAAAGAUUGAUAGAGUUGGGCAUUGGAUGGCUUUUUAAGAGCUGUAAAAGUCAUGGUGACUGAAUUUUGAGUUGGAUGCCUUAACACACAAAGAGCACGCAUUUCAUGAGUAUGCUCAUGAGUAUGCUCAUGAGAAAUCUCAGUCAGUUCAUUAAAAAGAGCAUGAAUUUUGAGUAAGGAAGACAGAUUCGAUUAUAUUCAUUACAAAACCUAAACUUUUUUGUACGUGAGACUAAGCCCUCAAUCAUUAUUUAUUAGAAUCUUGAACUAGUUUUCUAUAUCUGAGGCAAUCUGAGGAUUACAGAUCAGAUUCCUUUAGCAAUCCUUUUUGUAAAUAAAUAGGAUCAAUUUCCGUCAAGCUUAUCAUUUUUUUAAUCCUUUAAGUCAAAAUUCUAAGCAAGUUCCAUUUGAAGAGCAUUCAAAAUAAAUCCAACAACAGUUUUUAUGACUUCAAAUGUCACAUUGACAAUCAAAAAGGCACCAUCAAGAUUACAUAUAAACUUAUAUGACUUUAUAUUGAUUUCCCUUUAGCUAGUCAUAAAGUCCAUUCCAUAAACUUUCUUCAUGACAAAUCUGUUUUAUGUAUGUGAUUUAGUCAGCACCCACGUAUUUUCCGCAAGCAAAUCAUGCACACAAACAUAAACUUAGCUUCAUAAUGAGGUAAUCUGAAAAGAUAGCUGCUAUGACCUUUUAUGCUUAAAUAUCUUGCUAAUUAAUAUCUCUUGAGAUAUAUAAUUCUGAUCCAUAUUAGUCAACCCACCUGACAUUUUUAUUUUCUUUAGAUUCAGCCAACAUGCCCAACUCUACAAUUAUGAAUAAAUAUGAUUGAAUGUGAGACAUGAAAAUUUCCUUUUCAGCUCAGAAACGGCCUUUUAACAAAGAACAUAACUUACUUACACAAUUUAUAGACUUCUAUUUUUAUCAUCCAAUAUUUCAAUUGUUAUUUGAAUAGGAAAGACAUAUUGAAUGUUGAUAAUGUUGUUGAAUGCGAAUAGUUCUUUUUGUCUGUCUUUGUAGAUUACGUUUGUUUAGCAUUCCAUAAAUUUUAAUGAAAAAAUUUUAAUUGAACCAUCAUAAAGCUAUAAUGAAAAAACAUAAAAUUCAUAAAUUAUUGAACCGAGGAAAAUUUUUUUGAUUGUUUUGGCAACAAAAUGCAUAAAAAAUCCUUAAUGUGUUCAUAUAUCAUUUGCUUUAUUCAUGAAAUUAUAAGAAUGUUUGUAUGUUGGAGUAAUUGAAAUGUUGCAAAACAGCAAAUUAAAAAUUCAAUUUGAACUAUAGAGAUAAAAGUUACUUUGCACAUGGAAUUUUUGUUUCAUUAGAAUUGUGUAUAUUUGGUUGAUAUGAUGCAACAUGACGUGAUUCACAUUUAGUAUAGACAAUUAAUCGUUUUUUUUUUCAAUAAAUACCGUUACAAAUUCAAAUUUUUCCAAAAGUUUAAUUUAAAAUUCAAACAAUGUGAAACUGUUAAGAAUUAAAUCGUCUGAAACCCGUUUAAAAUUUAAAGCGUUUUAAAACCGUUGAACAUUUAAAUUUUUUUUUAAAAACAAUUUCAAAAUUUAAAAUUACAGAAACCGUUCAAAAAAUCCGAUCAAUGCUCAAAAUAUUCAAAAAUCCUUCAAAAUUUUUAAAAGUCAUUAAGAAUUCAAAUUUUUGAAAGUCGUUAAAAAUCAGGGACCAAAAUGAAUGAAAAAAAUCUGUGAUGAAAAACAUCAUUAUUUUUGCUUUACGUGAUGAAAUCCUACGUAAAAAUAAUUCUUACGUGAUGAAAUUUUACGUAAUAAUUUACGUAGAUGAAAAAAAUCAUAAUUUUUUUCAUCAUCAAAAAUAAUGAUGUUUUUCAUCACAGAUUUUUUUCAUUCAUUGGUCCCUGUUAAAAAUUCAAAUUCCUAAAAGGCAUUAAAAGUUCAUACAAUCAAAUAUCCACAGCAACCCAUAAACCAUCACAAAUUAUAAAACUUUUUAAAAACAUUUCAAAUAUACAUUACAAUUCCAUCAUCUAUAAUACCAAAAACUACAAAUCAAAAUAGUUUCUUUUAGAGAAUUUCUCGUGAUCAAAUAAUGCUUACUCCAAAAUACGAAUUUGACAUAGACAAAAAAAAAGUGAGAAGAAAAAAAUUUGCUAUCAUUUAAUUAAGAGAAAAUGAUGAGUUUAAUUUUUUUUUUUAUCCGUGAUUGUUAAGUGUGAUUGGAAUCGUGUAGACAUUUACUUUCAUUUGCGUGUUUCAAUAAAAGUUUCUUAUUUCUACCCUUUGGGGACGUCUAACUUAAUAAAUUUUGUCAUGCUUAUAAAUUUAGGAAGUAUCCCAAAGAUUUCUUAAAUUACAUAAGCUAUUUUGAGCAAUAAACAAUGAUCAAGCUACAACCUUUUAUCCAUAAAAGAUAUAAAAAGUCAAUUUAACUUCCAUGGCUAUAUGGCAUGGACAAAAAAAACAAUUUGCAGCUAUUUAAGCAAGUAAAUUAAUUAAAAUUGAAAGCCUGAAUGUUUGCAGCUUGUUUAUUAAGAUUCACAAUAAGUUACAGAACUAAUCAAUAGAAUAAAAUGAGCACCUACUAUCAAAAUGUAAAAUAAUUUUAUGUAAAUUUCUAAUUUUAAUUUCACACAAUUUUGCAGGAUGAAUCAUCCUGCGUUUUAAGGCUCUGAUAUGAAAAAAAUUAUUUUAAAUUAUUAUUAACAUUCAUCUCUAAGGCUUUGUUUGAUAUGUAAAAUUAAAGGUCUUAUUUUAAGAUUCCUAGAUCCAUUAAACUGAUUGAAAGAAUAGUGCAAAUUAAAAUUCGAGAGAAUAUAAAUAUAGAAUCGAAAUGUUGUGAAUGAAUAUUAUAAUUUAAUUAACGAUUGUUUUCCAUUAGGAAAUAA
Chironomus riparius is the source of this 7032-nucleotide messenger RNA. The record is from the annotation of a GenBank genome assembly. NCBI's taxonomy places the organism in Eukaryota, Metazoa, Arthropoda, Insecta, Diptera, Chironomidae.